AUGCGAAACUCAAUGUUUUACAAUUUUGUAAACAUUAAAAAUGAUAAAGAGAGCUCAGCACCCUUAAUCAAACUUUUCUGUGAUAUGUACCAACCGGUACAUAAAAAUUUUGUAUUUAACAAAGUAUCAUUUUCAUUUUGUGCCGAAGAAGUGGCAAAAGUCAUUGCCAUUAAAAAUACCGGUGUUGAUUUCAACGCCCCUGCUGCGAAGGAAUUACCUAAAUUUGUUUAUGAUCUGAUGACAAAAUUUAAUAUAGAGCUAUUUUUCAUAAGUUCCCCGGACUACAGGAGACCCCGUAAAUCGUCUUGGAAAAUGGUGGAAGAUUUAGAUGCAUUUGAAAAAGUUAAUUGGGCAAAAGCAAUUUGUGAUAACCUUUAUCUAUCUUUUGGUAAACUUAAGGAUGCCAUGAAUCAAUCACAUAAACAAACUUCAUUUAACGGGUGUGCUCCAGUUUUUGAGGCGACCGUAUUUGAUAGAAUCCCUUCCUUGCGGCCAAAAGAGAUCUUUGAAACCCUCACAGCUGAUGUGCCUCCACCCGAUGAUGUGCCGUCUCCACUUGCUGCUGCUGUUGUGCCGUCUCCACUUGCUGCUGAUGUGCCAUCUCCACUUGCUGCUGCUGAUGUGCCUCUGCCUCCACCUCCUAGAAAGUCCAUGAGGAUUAAUAAGCAUCCUCCGCCUCCACCUGCCGCUGAUGUGCCUCCACCCGAUGAUGUGCCGUCUCCACUUGCUGCUGCUGAUGUGCCGCCUCCACCUGCUGCUGAGGUGCCUCCGCCUCCACCUCCUAGAAAGUCUAUGAGGAUUAAUAAGCAUUCUGUGCCUCCCGCUCCAUCUAGAAGGUAUCCUGCAAGGAAAAAAGAUCAUGUUCAGUAUACCAAAUAA
Messenger RNA from Vicia faba (fava bean), 879 nucleotides. Lineage: Eukaryota; Viridiplantae; Streptophyta; Magnoliopsida; Fabales; Fabaceae. The record is from the annotation of a GenBank genome assembly.